AUGAUUAUAAAACUUUCGAAUGUUAAAUCAGAUCAAGAAUCGAUUUUCGAGUUGAUUGCUCAUCUCAAAAAUCUGAAUCUCCAACGAAAUCGUCAAAUCCAAGAGUUUCGUUUCGAUGGAGACCCGACUGUCGAGGAGUUGCUAAAUGUGUCAACUCCAAUUUCGUUUCGAAUCAAGCCAGAAAAAUAUGAAAUGGAUAAUAUUGAAUGGGGAAAUCUGGUGGCUCUGACAACGAUUGGCUAUAUGAAAAAAUUGAAUUUCAUGAAUAUAUUGGAACUCAAAGAUCGUGUUCUAGUAGUUCAGAACGCGUUUUCUGACUUCGAUAUGUUUUCACACGCAUUCAGAGCUUUGGAAGCGAAGAAGGCUGAAAUUUCCUAUCUCGGUAAUUCUGAAAUCUUUAUGAAAAUGGAACCUGUAAUUUACGAAAGUUUGGAGAAAAGUAUAAAAUGUAAACUUCCCGGGCGACUUGGCGAAUUGAAAAUUACAACUGAGGAGUUUCUACUUCUAGCAUCUAUAUUUUUCUGUAACCCAGCAAUCUCCAAGCUUUCCGAUUCCGGAAAAAUUACCAUAAUUUCUACACUUCGUGUUUGCUACAGUAUUACCUUAUCAGUUAUCAGAAUAAUGGCCCAUGCCGAUUUACGGGUUUACUAUUGCUUUAUCCAUCGAUCAAGAAAACUCAUGAAGAAAUUGGAUAUCAUUAUUUCCUGUGCAAAACUCGAAUCCGGACUUUGUCGUUCAAAAAGCUCUAUGAUCAUGAGAUGCUUCAACUUUAACUUGUUUUCUUUUAAUUAA
This is a messenger RNA of Caenorhabditis briggsae, 792 nucleotides long. The transcript is spliced from 2 exons. The record is from RefSeq and is a predicted model, not a curated record. Lineage: Eukaryota; Metazoa; Nematoda; Chromadorea; Rhabditida; Rhabditidae. The coding region runs from base 1 to 792 and encodes 263 amino acids.